Messenger RNA from Aspergillus melleus, 465 nucleotides. RefSeq names its product serine palmitoyltransferase small subunit family protein. The coding region runs from base 1 to 465 and encodes 154 amino acids. NCBI's taxonomy places the organism in Eukaryota, Fungi, Ascomycota, Eurotiomycetes, Eurotiales, Aspergillaceae. The record is from RefSeq and is a predicted model, not a curated record. The transcript has a single exon.
AUGGCCACCGAAUUGCAAUCCUUCUACACCUCGUCGACCUCGACGCACAUCUCGUCUCAUGCUCCGGCAGCGGUCGACGAGCUGAUCACGAAAUACUCCUCCACCAUGUCCUCCGCCAACACCUCGGGGAGCCAUCUGGCGACCAAAAACUCUCGUCGAAACAUUCUCCAGCGAUGCUUCGAUCGGGUUCGUCUAGAGUACUAUCGCUACGAGGUGACCUUCGGACUAUACGUGAUGACGCCGGGCGAGAAGCUCGUAGCCAACACUUUCGUCAUGGUCGUCUUUUCUCUUCUCUUCUGGGCUUUGCUCCUCUACUUCCCCUCCCUGCUGUACCAGAAGCUGAGUCGUCUGGUAUGGCUCUUGACGGGACAUAGCAGUGCCGAAAUGGGCGCAGCCUUGGGUAUCCUCGACACUCACGUUAGCUCCAUGUCCGCUCCAUUUCCGACGGAGCAUGCGCUAUCGUGA